AUGAUUAUCGAGCUUAAGGAAGAAGAAGAACCAGCGAAGAGAGGGAAAGAGACGAACAUGCAGAGCUUAACAUCAAACGAAGUUGCGGGUUUCGCUGUUGGAGCUCUGCUUCUUGGUGCCACCAUUGCUGCUCCAAAGGUUGAUGCUUUCAUAGCUGCUGCUCAGAGAAGAUUUGGGAUUCUUGAAUCUGUGUCUGACCAUCAUCAUGUCAUGUGUUUCUACAAAACAAACUAUUGCAGGUCUCUUGGUAUGUGUAGAAAAUGUGGAGAUCUUAAGAGUGUAGCUUGUGGACGCUGCAAAGGGACAGGAUCGAUCAAAUCAGGAGGAAUAUUUGGAUUCAACGACUCAUCAUCUAACGCAAAAUCAGUCGCUUGCGAUAAUUGCCAAGCCAAAGGUUGUUUCCCCUGCCCCGAGUGCUCCAAAUCUUGA
Messenger RNA from Arabis nemorensis, 429 nucleotides. Lineage: Eukaryota; Viridiplantae; Streptophyta; Magnoliopsida; Brassicales; Brassicaceae. The record is from the annotation of a GenBank genome assembly.